Molecule: messenger RNA, 2025 nt
Organism: Arabidopsis lyrata subsp. lyrata
Lineage: Eukaryota; Viridiplantae; Streptophyta; Magnoliopsida; Brassicales; Brassicaceae
Product: F-box/FBD/LRR-repeat protein At2g04230-like
Exons: 4
Coding region: 584-1921 (445 amino acids)
Molecular function (GO): protein binding
Source: RefSeq, a predicted model, not a curated record
CCGCCUGCUUUCGCAAACUCCCACAACUGCAACCGCAUCGUUUAAACCAGUCAAGCCCUAAGGAAUGGAUUUAACAAUGAACUAUCUAGUAUCUCUAAUCUCUACCUAAAAGCAGAAAAAUGAUAAACGCAAGAUGGUCUGCAUUUCAUCUCUGCCCAAUAUUUAACGUAAAAAGGCAAUAACACAUCUGUAAGUAAAGUGAUUGGGACUUACUUACAAAGGGCCGAGUUAAUAAGCCCAUUUUAAGGAAGACUUCCUUUCCUUGUGAAUAUGUAUUCGCCUAUUCGGAUUCGAUUUUGAACCAUUGGUUUUCAUUUUUCGUCCUCUUUCUUCACUUUUCGUCCUCUUUCCUUGUCAUGAUCAUGUGCUCGAGUGUGAUCUCUAUUCUCUAACUGUUGCUAAUGCAUUAGUUUUGAAACUCUGUUAGGGUUUGCAAUUUGGGUAAUUGACACAAGUGAAAGCUGAAUCGUCAUCAUUUCUUAGCUUUAGCCGGAUUCUUGUGUUAGGCUGCGUUUGCGUUUGAAGCUGUUCGUAGUUAUGCAAAAUCUGAAGGUCUUUUUAGCAAAUUGAUACCUCGCCUACAAUGGAACAGAAACUCAAAACCGAUGGUUUAGGAUUGAGUAAUCGAAAUGCUAUGAAUAAGGACAGAAUCAGUGACUUGCCUGAAGCUUUGCUUUUGCAUAUAUUGUCUUCACUUCCGACAGAAAAAGCCAUAGCCACAAGUGUUUUGUCUAAACGUUGGAGAUCUCUUUGGAAGAUGGUGCCAAAACUCAAGUUUGAUUACAAGUUUCAUCCUUUGGCUGAUAUGGAUGCCCAUGUAUUUUCAGAGAAUGUUUACAGGUCUCUGAGUUUACAUAAAGCUCCGGUUCUAGAGAGUUUGCAUUUGACAUUUGAAGGUAGAACUGAUUGUAUGGAUGUUGGAAUAUGGAUUGCAACUGCAUUUGCACGUCGUGUGCGUAAAUUGGUACUGGUUAGUGUCUAUCAUGAGGAGCAGAUAGUCAUUCUUCCGAGUGUUUUGUUUAGCUGUAAUGAUACACUUGAGAUCUUGAAACUCAAGUAUGCUAUUGAUUUAGAGUUUCCUCCUCGGGUUUGUUUGAAGUCCCUUAGAAAGCUGUACCUUUACGAAGUACAAUUCAAAGACGAAGAAUCUGUUUCCAACUUUUUAUGUGGCUGUCCAAGUCUUGAAGAUUUGGUUGUGCAUAGAUAUAGCAAUGCCGAUGUGGAGAAUUUCACUAUUGUGGUGCCAUCAUUACAGAGAUUAACUAUUAAAGAUCUUAACCAAGAAGGAGGUAAUGGAGAUGGAGGCUAUGUGAUAAAUGCCCCUGCUUUGAAAUACUUGGACAUCGACGGGUUUAAAGAACUUGAGUAUUUUUUCAUUGAGGAAGCGCCAGAGCUGGUGGAGGCAAAAAUCAGUGACGUUUCUGAUAUAGCUAAUGAGAACAUUCUGGUGUCUCUAACUUCAGCCAAACGUCUUUCCUUACACUUAUCACCCUUAGAGAUUGAUGGUCUUAAUGGUGAAAUCUUCGAUCAGCUAGUUUAUUUAGAGCUACGUACACAUGAAACAGAGUGGUGGAAUCUGCUUUCGAUCAUGCUCGAUAGUUCUCCUAAAUUACAAAUCCUCAAGCUCACCGAUCUAUAUCUAGGUGUUAAUCAUAAAUUUCCGGACAAAAAGAAAUGGAAUCCACCAGAUUAUGUACCGGAAUGUUUGUUGCUCCAUCUUGAAACAUUCGUCUGGAUAGGAUACAAAUGGCAACGAGAAGAUGAGAAAGAAGUGGCUACGUACAUCCUUAAUAAUGCAAAAUGCUUGAAGAAAGCAACUUUCUCCAAAUUCGGGAAUUCGGAAAAGCUCGAAGAAAAGAGACGUGAGAUGCUCAACGACUUGUCUUCAGAUUCAUGUCACCUCGUCUUAGAAUCAGUGUAGUCUCUUGUACUUUUUUUUACUAUGAUGUUUGGCCAUUGGAAAAGUGUAAAACUCUCAACUUUACUUAGUGAUUGGAUGCUAAAUCUUGGUUACAUUUUGAAGAA